AUGAGCAAAUCAAUUUUAUUUUAAUUUAAUGACGCCGUCACUCUUGCUGGUGAAUAAAUAACAGGGUGUUGUUAUGUUAGAAUACCUUAAGAUAUGCCGAAAGUCUAAAUUGUUUUGACAUUUGAAACUAAGGAAUAUUCGAAGGUUUUAGAAAAAAAACAAAUUCCCUAUGAUGAAAGCAAUCCCCAAAUGAUACCUGAUAAGUUAAUAGAGAAAGCGAAGUAAGUGUAAAUUACUCUGGAUUCUCCAUUAAAAUAACCUAAAUAUACUUAAAAGAAAUAUGAGUUAAAUGGAAACCUAUUAUUUCGAGUUUUUAGACACUAUGGAACUCACGACUCUUUUAUAUACACACAGGAACUCUAUAAUGGUAGCGUUAAGGCUGGAGAUUAUAAAUUCAAUUUUAUUGUUCCAACGCAAUUCAACAUGCCAUCAAGUUUCUAUUACAAGAGUGCUGAUGGACAGAAAUAAGGAAAAUGUGGCUACAUGAUUACAUUGAAAAUUGAUUCCACAGAAGAAGCUAGAACUGUGAUGAUGGAAAGUACUGAUGUCUAUCUCAACGGUAGAUUCAAAGAAAGCGAAUAGUUCAGAUAGUUAGAAGGGAAUAUCGUUCAUUUCCUUUGUUUAAAUAGUGGAGCAGUUGAAUUGUCAGUGAGAUUGAAGACAAAUAAAUUUUUCCCUGGAGAUAAGAUAUCUGUCGAUUACUCUGUCGAUAAUACUCGAUCGUAGAGACCAGUUAAUAGAAUUGAAGUGAGGGUUAUUCAUAAAUUGAUUUUCAUUGACAACGACGAGGUAGAGAGAGUUAUUGAGGAUUAAGUGGUUGUUUCACAAAAUUGGGAUGGUCUCUUAGCAGGAUAAAGUAAGGAUAGAAUAGUGUCUCUUUUGGAAUUACCAAAAGAAUUAAAAGCCUCACUGAAAACCAAUACUAUUAAGAAUUAAUACUUUUUUUAAUUAGAGGCAAUAGUUGAUUCAUUCCUGACUUGGUUGUCUGUCCCUGUAAUAUGCUAGAUCCCCAUACACAUUCAAGAAUAAUAAAUGCUAUAGAAAGUUAAUCUGGAUGGUUGGAAAUUGGUCUCAAAUUUGAAUGUAAGUGUUAAUGAAUUUUCAAAUGUUUCAGUCUAAUAAUCAUAUAUACCUUGA
Molecule: messenger RNA, 1137 nt
Organism: Paramecium tetraurelia
Lineage: Eukaryota; Ciliophora; Oligohymenophorea; Peniculida; Parameciidae
Exons: 4
Biological process (GO): protein transport
Cellular component (GO): cytoplasm
Source: RefSeq, a predicted model, not a curated record